CGCCGAACCAUCGUGAAAGCCUUCGCCUCGGAGAAGGACGCCUUUCUCUUCCUCCUUCGACGGCGUCGAUCGCAUCCGAUCAAAACCCUAUUUGCCGAUCGAUUCGACGUCGCCGGCGUGAUUCAUUGUCUAGCCCAUGGUCUCUGAUGCUUAAUAGCUUUUUGCUGAAAAUGUCACUUUCCAGUUUAGUGGUUUGAGAAUUCUGUAAUUUAUGAUGUUCCUCACAAUCACAUGGCAUCAGCAAUAUUCUCCUAUUUGCAAAAUCUCUGGCCAUUUUCGAUAUUUAAGGCUGAUGAUUUGAGAAUUUCAGCCCAACUAGUUUGCAAGCUUUCGAUCCCAGAUAAAACAAAGCAGUUUGUUUUUGCUUUCCGUGAACCAGACUCUGACUCGAUAGUGUAUAUAUUAGCUGCUCAGAACCUAUCACUGCAAUCUGCCUUGGAUGCAGAGUAUCUGAUCAAAGAAGUUCAGCCGAAGGUUGUGGUUGCUCAGAUUUCUCCGUCAGUAUUGGCUGAUAUCCGAACAGAGGAGAAGUGCUUAAAAAAUGAUCGAGUAGACAAUGUGCCGACUUCAUCAUUUGGGGUGCUUAAAAGAUGUUUCAUAGAAAAAAUCAACAAAGAUCAUUAUGAAAGUUUUGCUGGGUGUCAGGUCUUACAAGAGAUAUUUGGAGUUGGGUUUUAUGGCCAUUUCUUGGCUGCAAAGAGAGCUGCAGAAGAGACAGAUUCACAUUUUAUAUUACUUGAGUCACCAUAUGACAAACGAUAUGCUGGAACUAAUCAAGACAAUGAUAAAGAUGGAGGUCAGGGCUCAGGGUUGCACAUACAAACAAGUGGCUUGCUUCCUGGAAAAGUUACUUCAGCUCUCUGCUCAAGUUCGAAAAGAAUCUGUGUAGAUGACACACUUAAGUCAGAGAUGAUUAAGUCAGUGAUUCCAUUUCUUGAUCUAAUAAUCUCAAAAGAAGUUCAACCUGACCCAAAAUCCAAAGUGGUACCUAUAAAAGAUGAGCCAAAUUUUAAUUAUAAAGUGCCUCUGUUUGCACAAUCUUUUUAUCCUUUACUCACAGAUCUACAUGACAUAUUCAUUGAACUUCCAUCAAUCGGAAAAGCUCUGGUUUCUGUUCAGAGAAUGCUUGCUGAUAUCAAUGAUGGAAAGCCAGUUAAUACUCAAACUUUAUCCAGUGUAUAUAUUUUCAGGAUUGCAGUCGAGGGUUUAAGGAUAGCUUUAAACAAUUCUGCCCGUUUUCCGAUGGAAAGAACAAAAAAAAGCAACUCAACAGAAAUAGAGUUUUUUGAGCUCCCUUCUGAAGAGAAAUCCCAUGUUCUUUUUGUGCAAGCUCUUAGGAGCCAAGCAAAGAAGUUUGGAUCUGUGGUGGCCAUAGUUGAUGCGGGUUGCUUGGCUGGUCUCAGGAGGCACUGGAAUACAUCUGUACCCCUCAAUGUUGCAGAGUCAACUGAUACAUGUUUUACGAAAUAUCAUGAUGAUGAUCCUGAUGCAAAUGAUGAAAAGGUAGUUGAGAACAUGAAAAGAAAGGGCCUUUUAGCAGAAAGGCCUGUGGUAACAAUUGGUGCAGGAGCUACAGCAGUUCUUGGUGCAUCAUCACUAUCAAAAGUUGUUCCUGCAUCUACAAUUGUUAAGCUUGCAACAUACAAAAUUCCUGCUAUUUUGAAACUCAGCUUGGCACAGUUGCAAAGGACAGCUACUAUUGGACUUGGUAAUAUCCUUGGCUCAUCACAUUUUCUUACACAUGGGCUUACAAGUGCUGGAGCCAAGACCUCCACCUUGAAGUUCACAGCAUCAGCUGAAAAAAUUCGUGCUAUGACACACACUAUGAUAGCAUCAGCUGAGAGAACAAGCUUGUUGGCUAUGAGGACAUCAUUCUACGAGAUUAUGAGGAGGAGGGGUGUCCGGCCAGUGAGGUUUGCGUCAUUGGCUACCUUCGGUAGCAGCAUGGUUGCUUGCUCUGCACUUCUGGCUUAUGGAGAUGGGAUUGAGUGUGCUGCUGAGGCAUUGCCCUCUAUUCCGAUGAUUGCGUCAUUGGGUCGUGGGCUUCAGAGUUUGCACCAAGCAUCCCAGGCAGUGAGAGAGGCAUGGUACUAAGAUACGGGAACCUUUCCAGUCUCUGAUGUACAAUUUGAGAAAAUGAGAGCACAGAAAAGAAGGAUUGAUAUCUCUUGGUUACCUGUGGCCACUGUUUUAGAUCUUUCAAAUAACUGCAGCUUUUAUAUUGCCCUGUGCCAUGUCUUCAGUUGUGGUUAGCCCCAUCGCAAAGAAACUGCAGAUUGAGAUUUUAGGCACCUAGCUGCUUAUGGAAUUCCGGACAGCACAUUUUGUUCUCUAGCAAUCCAAUUUAUUUACAUUUGGGUAACUGACCUUUCGGGCCUCAUCACAUGCUAGAGAUUGGAAUGGAAAAGCUUGGAUUUAUAUCCGCUUGUAUAAAGUUUUUUUUUUCCUUCUUAGUUUCUUGGAUUUCUUUUUUUUGUGUUGUUGCUUUAAGAUUGUCGUGUGGCUGUUUGACAUGGAAAAAUGAUCUUAGAAUUGCAUUGACAUCUAAUAAAUACAUUACUAUUUUCUAAUGGAUAGUCUACUUUAUUAAUUUGUGAAUCCGUGGUCUUAGUGUUGAGAGAUGGCUUAUCUAGUUCUCAUAAUUGUGGAAGAGGUAUGGGUUAGGUUGACUUGAAUAUGCUCCAAUUUUAUGUAGGUCGUGUGUGUGGGUUUUUGUUUUCUUUUUUCCCUCCCAGUUAUGAGAAGCAAAAGGCCUGAUCAACAUGUUUAGCUAACACUUCUGGGACCUUGGUGUUAUUUGCAGUUGUCCUUAAGAGUUCUGUGCAUCAACAGCAAGUAUGAUGGAGAAGCAAUUCCACUUUCUUUUCCACUCCAACCAAAUUGAGAGCUUCCAAGUUAUUUUGUUUUGGAGGAGGGACUCCUUUUGAUUCCUGUUCUGCGGGAGAUGUGUGUGUUGUGGGAUCAUGUCAUUUUUCUCUCAAUUGGACGAUACAUCAAAUCAGUCCAUUUGGUCCAUGCCAAUCAACAAAACCCAGCUCAAGGUACAUGUACUGAUGUAAACUAAGCACAGAAUCAACCUCUUCCUGGGUAUGAAACUCCAAAUAUAACAGCAGACUUAAACUUGUUACUCUGAACUUGGACAACCAAAUCUUGGACAGCAUCUUCUUGAAUGUAUCAUUUAUUCAGAUCUGUUCAGCAGAGGCCAAUCCAGUUGCAUCUGAUGAAGCCCAGUCAUCAGAUGUUCUAUUUGAGUGGGAAGUCAAAAGGCAGCACCAAAUGGUUAUUGUACCACAUGUGAACAGUCUAAAUGCCUCACCUUGAUACAUGACUGAUCCCCUGCAACCUUGUCUUCUAUUCAAUGGAACUGUUGCAAUCUUUCUUUUUUUGAUGUCUUUGAUAGGAAACAACACUGCCACUGCCAUAUGAUUCAAGUCAUGCUUAUUUAAGCCUGAGAUGAACAAAAUGAGAAUAUAUUGGUGACAGGGAGUGGUUCUAGAA
This is a messenger RNA of Musa acuminata subsp. malaccensis (wild Malaysian banana), 3498 nucleotides long. RefSeq lists its product as uncharacterized. The record is from RefSeq and is a predicted model, not a curated record. Lineage: Eukaryota; Viridiplantae; Streptophyta; Magnoliopsida; Zingiberales; Musaceae.